Seminavis robusta is the source of this 558-nucleotide messenger RNA. NCBI's taxonomy places the organism in Eukaryota, Bacillariophyta, Bacillariophyceae, Naviculales, Naviculaceae. The record is from the annotation of a GenBank genome assembly.
AUGAAGAGGCGUCGCCUAGAGGACAGCCGGGUGGAACCAUGGCUACAACAGCUAUGCAAUCGGAUUGGAAAGAUGUACGAUGCAGAUUUGGAGGUUACGGAUCUGUCCAAGGCAACCUGCACAAUGGCCCUACUUGCCGUUGGCAGCAUUAUUGUGUUUGCGACGACGAAUCCAGCCAAGAAAAGCCAAGAAACCGUUGCGGUUCUCACAAUCUAUCCAGCUCUGGGAGCACAACUGUCCCAAGAGACUCGUCGCAAGGGGUCCUCCAGUAGCGCCAAGAAUCAACGCAGCCAGGAUAAUUCCGUCCAAAUGCGCAAUCAACUAUUUCUCCCUCGUGAUCAAAUUGUGGAUUGUGUGGUCUAUGAAGUAAUCUGGUCACACAAAGUAAUGAAUGUGGUGGCUCUCCGCAUCCACGCCACGACGACACAGGAAAAAUCAGAAACCCAACAGCAGCAAACUCUCAAGUUGAUUCCUGUCUUUCCUGGAACAGAAAUGACUUACGAAGAGUGUCUCUAUAUGAGGCAGGAAAUCAUCGUCUCCCUGGACUUGCCAGAUUGA